CGGAGAAACAGCACAGAAUUUAAAAUGUUAAGUGCUCCCGACUGGUUUAGUCUUCUCCUUUUUAAUCCCCAAUCAAACAGUCUGGCCCACAGGUACCUUUCUUACUGGUCAUUUUGAAUCAAGCUGGAGAAGCAGGCUGGGCUUUUACAAAAACUGAAGCAAGUGUUAGUUUCCAGGUUCCAGAAGUUAAGUUUCUACAAAUUCCUAAGAGCUGAAUCACCACGGGAAGACCUCACAGGUGUAUCCUUGGGGUCUCCUGGACAAGACGUCUGUUCUCUUAAACCUUACUUUUUCAAGGUGUCCUCUCUCAGCCAGAGCAAAUAUAAAAACAGAACUCUGAUCUACAACCUCUGUACCAACUAGUCCACAAGGGCCGCCAAAAUGCCUGUUGCAAUCAACUCUAAAUGGCCAGACCGUGAUCAAUAAUUGAUAGUUUCCUUAGUUUUGUCCCAUUUCUGAUUUAGGAUCAACCAAAGAAAGCCAAAUAUGUACUCCAAGCCAACUACAUAGGAUGCUUUGCCUCUAGUUACCAUGCCUCCAACUUCUCUCCAUGUCAGUAACAUCAAUCAACACAUAUGUAAAGUCUUUUUUUCCCCACUAUACUGCAUUUACAUUCCCAUGCCUCCUGUUGAGUCUCUAACACAAGUGAUGGUGGCUGACUACCUUGCUAUAGUAAGCUUUGUAUAAAUAAACUUUCCUUGUUCUUAUUUGGGUGUUCUUCAUUUAUUUCCACACUUGGAAUCUGCAGAAUUAUAUGUGGUUUCAAUUAUUAGAGACCACAAAGACUUAUGACAUUUGUAAUUUUACCAAGGCUUGAAUUUUAAAAGUAGUCUUUGAGAUCAGGAUGUGGGAGAGUUAGCUAGUGACUGUGAUUGUCCUGUAGAACACAAUCUUUAUAUUCAUACUGAGGCACAUGUACUUUGAUGGGGAAAUUAUAUUCUCUACAGUGCAUUUUAGAUUUGUUUGAAGGUGUCAGAAUUAAUACCUGAUGAAUCUUAUGGGGCUACUAUUGAGAGAUUUCAAGAGUGACUUUGAAAAGUAAAAGGGAAAUUAAUAAAAGAUCAAGUCUGUGAGACUAGAAAAAUAGUGCUACCAACUGACAGAAAAGGAGACUUGGGGAAGGAAUUAGGUGUAUGAAUCAAGAGACCUUGUAAUAUUCAAAUUCAUUCAGAAAUACUGACUGCCAACUCUGUGCUAGGCAAUAUUCUAGAUGUUGAAGAUAAUAGGGAAGAACAAAACAGACCAAAAUCCUUGUGGUUUUGGGGAAUUUAUAUUUGGAAAUGUACAGUUGAGAUUUGACAGGCUAGAGAAAGGUUUCUAAGACUUAGUAACAUUGAGAUAAAAGUUGACGUUAUCAGAUAAGAAAGAAGUUUUCCAAGAAAGACUUUGAAAUUACUCAGGAUUUAGCUUUGGGCAAGAUAAAUAAAGAGCCAAAAAAAAAAAAAAAAAAAAAGAAUGCCUGAGAUGGUUAGGAGGUGCCACAACACAGAAACCACACCAAGAUUGAUUGUUAUAGGGCAGUCAAGUGGAAUUUCCCUCAAAGUGCUCAGAGAAAAAAUGUUAAUGGAAGAUUUAAACUAGGUUUUGAGACUACAUGAAGACAGUCUCCCCAGAAUUACUUUAUCACAAGAAUAUCUGCAGCACUGUUCUUUGGCAGAUGCUCUGGAAACAGGUGGUAAUAAUGAUAACUUACAUUUACAUACAUUUAUAAAGUACUAUCUCUAAGAAACUCGUAUUUAUAGACUAUGGGCACAGUAGAGUGUGGAAUAGUCCUCAACACUGCAUGACAAAUUCUAGGCAGAGUAAGAAUUAGAACCCAGAUGUGCUGAUUUUUGUAUCUUGAGAGAUAUUUAUAAUGCUAUUAUUUUUUUCAGAGUAUAUAUGUACCAUAAAAAAUUCUUAAGCACAUCAUGAGCUUGAUACCCUAAACAGUACUAGUAAAAGAAUAAACUGGUUAUGGAAUAAAUUGAUUAAUGUCUGCAACCAAAGGUCACCUAGUAGUAAUGUCAAGUAGAUGAUAAGAGGUUUUUCUACACUAUACAACAGGGUUCUGAAUGAUCAGAUGUGCUUCACGCUGAUAGGUUAUUAGACACUGAUUUGAUCAAUUCAAAAUGUUCACUGGUAUUAUUUUACUAGUCAUUAGAAUAUGUACUCAGUUCCAGAGAAAUAAGACUUCAAAGGUAAGUGCUACAACUUGACUACAUAAGAAAAUUUAAUCUUUUUAUACCAACUAAGAUUCUAAAAAUGCACUUAUGGUAGAAAACGCCAGUACAAUUACAGAACCCUUUAGUUUCGUUUUUGUUUUCUAAAUACAAAUCAGGAUGCCAAGCCCUCUUUCUCAUGGAAUAUACAGUUUGAUAAUUGUGGAGUUCUAAUUACAUGCCUUGAAUUGACGUAAGCCCUUCACAUUUAUAAACUCAUGUAAUCUUGCCAUACAUACAAGAAACCAGAAGCGGCAGGUACUAUCUCAUCCUCAUUUUUUAGAUAAGGAAACUUAAGACGUUUUAGGCGAAGGGCCGGAACAGUGACUUCAGUCCACUCUAGGACACAGCUUGAAUCCCAAGAGCAGGGAUUUAGUCUAUUUACAAAAGGUUCCAAGAGUCAAAAGUACUUUUGAAUACUCUGCUUUUCUCUCGUCUCCUCCAGAAAGGGAUACGGGAAGUAUCGCAUCCGAACUUUCUUAAGAAAUGGAGCUGCAUCUGGCGGUUUCGCCACACCUCGUCCUUGGCUCUGCCGCAGACACCUACGCUCGCUUCCCUCUUCUUCCUCCAUCACGCUCUACUUUCCUAUCUCCAUUACUCCCCCACGUUACCGAGCGUUUACUUGCUCGGUGCGCAGCGCCGGGAGCACUUUCACUCGCUUGAGCCAAACUAACCCGCAUUGGCGGCCCAGCGCAGUCCGCGUCGCAUCGCCAUGACGUAACCCACUCGCCGCCGCCGUCGGACUGGGGGCGGGGCAGGCGAGCGGGGGCGGUGCCGGGCGGGGGCCAAGCUUAGGACCUCUGCGGCCAUCGCUGCCUGCGCUGUCCCUUCCCCUUGCCCGCUCCCCGCCCCCCUGGGCCGAGAGGAGUUGAGUGGCUUCGGUGGCCUCAUCGUGAGGGGCAGCUUCAGGAGCUGGGCAUCCGGCACAGCGCGAUGUGGGGCGCCGUGACGGCUCUGUGAGUACAAGGCCGCGGCCGUGGCGCGCUGGGCGGCUGCGGGGCCUGGCCGGGUCCGCUCAUGGUGCCGCCAGGACGCCAUCGCGGGGCAGGAAAGCCAGGUGUGCUGAGUUCUUCACCUCCUUUUAGACUGAGAUCUGUCAAGUUUUCAGGGAUUGCUCUUGAAGAUCUAAGAAAGGCCCUUAAGACAAGACUGCAAAUGGUGUGUGUAUUUAUCAUGAACCGAAUGAAUUCCCAGAACAGUGGUUUCACUCAGCGGAGGCGAAUGACUCUUGGGAUUGUUAUUCUCCUACUUGUUGAUGUGAUCUGGGUUGCUUCCUCAGAACUUACUUCGUAUGUUUUUACUCAGUACAACAAACCAUUCUUCAGCACCUUUGCAAAAACAUCUAUGUUUGUUCUGUACCUUUUGGGCUUUAUUAUUUGGAAGCCAUGGAGGCAACAGUGUACCAGGGGAUUUCGAGGAAAGCAUACCACUUUUUUUGCAGAUGCUGAAGGUUACUUUGCUGCUUGCACAACAGAUACAACUAUGAAUAGUUCUUUGAGUGAACCUCUGUAUGUUCCUGUGAAAUUUCAUGACCUUCCAAGUGAAAAACCUGAGAGCACAAACAUUGAUACUGAAAAAACUCCCAAAAAGUCUCGUGUAAGGUUCAGUAAUAUCAUGGAGAUUCGACAGCUUCCAUCAAGCCACGCACUGGAAGCGAAGUUGUCGCGCAUGUCGUAUCCUACUGUGAAAGAACAAGAAUCCAUACUGAAAACUGUGGGGAAACUAACGGCGGCUCAAGUAGCAAAAAUUAGCUUUUUUUUUUGCUUUGUGUGGUUUUUGGCAAAUUUGUCCUAUCAAGAAGCACUUUCAGACACACAAGUUGCUAUAGUUAAUAUUUUGUCUUCAACUUCUGGACUUUUUACCUUAAUUCUUGCUGCAGUAUUCCCAAGUAACAGUGGAGAUAGAUUUACCCUUUCUAAACUAUUAGCUGUAAUUUUAAGCAUUGGAGGUGUUGUACUUGUAAACCUCUCUGGCUCUGAAAAAUCUGCUGGAAGAGAUACAAUAGGUUCCAUUUGGUCCCUUGUUGGAGCCAUGCUCUAUGCUGUCUAUAUUGUUAUGAUUAAGAGAAAAGUAGACAGAGAAGAUAAGUUGGAUAUUCCAAUGUUCUUUGGUUUUGUAGGUUUGUUUACUCUGCUGCUCCUAUGGCCAGGUUUUUUUUUACUUCAUUAUACUGGAUUUGAGGACUUUGAGUUUCCCAAUAAAGUAGUAUUAAUGUGCAUUAUCAUUAAUGGCCUUAUUGGAACAGUUCUCUCAGAGUUCCUGUGGUUGUGGGGCUGUUUCCUUACCUCAUCAUUGAUAGGCACACUUGCACUAAGCCUUACGAUACCUCUUUCCAUAAUAGCUGACAUGUGCAUGCAAAAGGUGCAGUUUUCUUGGUUAUUUUUUGCAGGUGCUAUCCCUGUAUUUUUUUCAUUUUUUAUUGUAACUCUCCUAUGCCACUAUAAUAAUUGGGAUCCUGUGAUGGUGGGAAUCAGAAGAAUUUUUGCCUUUAUAUGCAGAAAACAUCGAAUUCAGAGAGUUCCAGAAGACAGUGAACAGUGUGAGAGUCUCAUUCCUAUGCACGGUGUUUCUCAGGAGGAUGGAGCUAGUUAGCUGUUGUCUGUAGCCCAGCUUGAUAAUGGAACAUUAUGCAGCGAAGAGACAAUCUCUGGCAAGUUUUUGUAGAAAAAUAUUUCAGUGCCUAGUCUGAAAAAUAACAGUUUCAGUUCUUUGAAACUCUAAAAUAUAUUUUUCUCAUAUCUGUUUUCUUCAUUUUCAUAAUGAAGUACUUUGCUAUGUAGCUAUGUACAUAUCACUACAAUUAUAGGAAGUCCCAGUUCACAGUCCAUCUAAGGACCAAUCUGCCUUACCACAUCUCAAGGAAUUCAGUUGAAGAAAUCAUUUGAACUAAUCAAGAAAUGAAUCCUAAGUGGAGACUUUAUUUUCACCAUAUUUGUUAAAUGCUGGAAUAUAUUAUGAAAAUAUUUUUAAGAAAUUGUUUAAGUGUUCAUAGGCCAGUAUUUCUGACAGGUAAAAAUGCUAAAAUAAGCUGCCUGUGAUAGGUACGGAUUAUAUUUUUGAGUUUUGUAGAAUAUUAAAAAUCACACAGAAAAAUGUUUAAUUUAUGCAACAAGUAUGUUCAUGCAAAUUUGGUAGGACUUCAAAAAGAAUAAAUAUUUGAGAAACUAUCUGAUUUACUUACACUACAUAAACUGUAUUAUCCUUUCAUAGCAUUAGUGCCUUGUAUUUUAAAUCUGUGACAAAUUAUGACGAAUUUUUAAAGGGGAGUAUUAUUGUAAAAUGAAGAAUUAUGUAUUUCUAAAGGCUGUAAUGCUGUAAAUUUAAUUGGUAAAACUCUGUUUAGAGUUUUGAAGAAAUAUUGUCUCUUCAGUUAAGAACUUUUCAUAAUGGAAUGAUUUAAAUUGAAGUGAUAAAGUGUUAUUAAAAUAAAAUUUUUAUAUGUGU
Messenger RNA from Nycticebus coucang (slow loris), 5645 nucleotides. It is a transcript of the gene SLC35F5, whose product is annotated as solute carrier family 35 member F5. The record is from RefSeq and is a predicted model, not a curated record. Lineage: Eukaryota; Metazoa; Chordata; Mammalia; Primates; Lorisidae. The transcript has 16 exons. Gene Ontology annotation, biological process: regulation of peptide transport. Gene Ontology annotation, cellular component: membrane. The coding region runs from base 3219 to 4793 and encodes 524 amino acids.